This is a messenger RNA of Adineta steineri, 3404 nucleotides long. NCBI's taxonomy places the organism in Eukaryota, Metazoa, Rotifera, Eurotatoria, Adinetida, Adinetidae. The record is from the annotation of a GenBank genome assembly.
AUGUUAUCUUCACUAAAAAAUUACUUUCGUAAAGUAAAUAUUUACUAUUCUGAUUCUAAUCUAACUCUUGAACAGCGUGAUCAUGAAAAUCGUUCGAAUAUAAUCGCUACUCGAAUCUUUUUGAUUGUUCUUAUAAUUACUCUUAUCAUCUUUAUUUUGGCUUUUCAAUUAAGUUUCCGAACAACAACUGUUACAGUAUCUAAUCCAACUCAAGAACAAUUUGAAAAUUUACCUUUUACUACAUAUUGUCCAUGUUCUCGUAUUUCUAUAUCUUAUGAUCAAUUUACUAGUAUUAAUGUGAGAUUUCAUCAAGUUUGUUCAAGUGAUUUUAUUUCUGAUCGAUGGAUUCAAACUAUUUUUACCGGUUCAAAUACAACAUAUUUUUAUCUUAAAGAUUUUCGUACUUAUGGAAGUGCAGCCUUUCAAGCACUUGCAAGUUUUUGUCAUCUCUCAAAAACCAGUGCACUUCAAAGUGUUACUUUAUUCAAUCAAAUGUCAUUUAUUAGCCCAGAAACAUUGACUCAAUCAGUAUUUCAAUCACAAAUUGAUGCAUCGAUUGAACAAUUUCAAUUAACAACACCUAAUGAAUUCAAAAUUCAAUUAAAUUUAGUACAAGCAAUAACAACUCAUAGUAAAUUACAGAGUGGUGUUCAAACAAAUUCUCGUUUGAAUUAUUUCCUUACAGAUAAUCAGCAAUUCACUGUAACGAGAGCUUCUUUCAGAUAUGUAUCUAUUAGUGGUAAUUAUUGCUAUUGCACUGUUGAUUUUAAUUGCCAGCUACCAUCUGUAAUAUAUAAUUUAUACGGAGCAGCUACUCAACUUACUGUGAAUAGUAAUCCAAAGAUAUUAAUGCGUAUUAAUAGAUUUAAACUUGGUUGUUUACCGGUGAACGCAAUUCUUUUAUCAACACUUGAAUGUUUUUACAAUCAAACAUGUUUGAAUCAACUUAUUUCGUUUUUUCCUACAAAUGAAAAAUUUCUUGCAAUGAAUUUUUCCGAACAAAGUCGUUUUGCAAUUAAUUCAACUGUACAAAUGAUUGUUGAUGAACUUAUGAUAGAAAAAUGGAUAACAAAUAUUUCUUAUGAUAAAUAUUUUAAACAAUGUGCACCUAAUUUAUGUACUUAUACAAAAAAUGAAAAAUAUACUUUCACAUUUAUAUUAAGAAAGAUUAUUAGUCUACUUGGUGGAUUUACAUUAGUGUUGGGCUUUAUUAUUCGACUUAUAGUGGGAUUUAUCAGACGAUUACCAAGAACUGAACCUAUUACAUUGUGUCAACGGAUUAAUUAUCUUUUUCGAAAAAUAUGGACAAAAUUAAAUAUGUUUAAAUAUCAUGAAAGUAAUGAACAUGAAGAGAGAUAUCAACGGCUGAGUACACGUUUAUAUAUAUUUAUUCUCAUUAUUACUUUAAGUAUAUUGAGUGUAUAUAUAUUAAUCGAGAAAGGAAUUCAUCGUAUAACUAUUUUAAAACCAACAGAAAAUCAAUAUAAACAUUUUCAACAAAGCUAUUCUAAUAAAAGUAUAUGUCCCUGUUCUUCUAUUACAAUGACUUAUGCAAAUUUUAUUACUAUUCAACCAUAUUAUCAUCAAGUAUGUUCAAGUGAUCUUGUUUCUUCUCAAUGGAUUCAAUACAACGCGAAAACUACUACAGGUCUUGCUUACGCAAUUCUUGAUUAUAGACUCAAUUCACAGCCGCAAUUUCAACUGCUUGCAAUGUUUUGUCAACAUCAAGCUCAACAAAUAGUUGAUAAUGGUAUUAAAACAUUUCUUCAAACACAAUUUGUUUCUUCACAAAUCGAUUCUCAAGAUCUAUUUGAAUCAAAAAUCAAUUUAUCGAUAUCUGAUUGGCAAUUAUUAAUGUUAAAUAGAUAUCUACGUCCUAUUAAUAUCAUUCGAACAAUAGCUCAAGGAAAUUUAUUAAUGAAUUCCGGUUUAAAUUACAAGUUUUCUACAACAAACUCAACUUAUAGAAGUAUAAAAAUAUUAACAACCAACUAUUCGAAUUGUUUAUGUGCAUUAUCUUCCCAGUGUAUGCAAAUUAUGGAUAUAUAUACACAGAAUUCGUCUACUUCUCCAUUUAUACGAACAUUGCGAAUUCGAAAUUUUUAUAUUGGUUGUUCUUCUGUUGAAUCUUUACUUAACUCAACUUUAGAAACUUUUUAUAAUCGAAGUGCUAUGCUUGAAAUCGAUCAAUAUUUAUAUGCUCCUCUCGGAUCAUCUUUCAAUUUUUCUGCUUUAAAUCCAACAUUAAGUUUACCAAAUGAAACAGUUGAAACCAUCGUUAAUCGACUUAUGAUUGAUUCAUGGUCAUUAAAUAUUUCUUUUUCUUCAUAUUACCAAGCAUGUGCUCCAUUAUCAUGUACAAUUGAAUAUAUUGGUAAAAAUAAUAUAUUAGAUGUUAUUACAUCUAUCAUUGGUAUAUUUGGUGGAUUAUCACUUGGAUUAAAACUUUUUUUUAUUCUUAUUCUUCGUUCUAGUGAAAAAAUAAGGAAUAAUCUCUCAUUUAUUGCAAUGAAAACGGUGAUAAAAAACUUAUUUAUAUGUUACAAUCAACAACAAAUGAUCACUCGACUUCAAAUAUUUUUUCUUACAAUAUCAUUAUACUCUAUGGGUUUAUCAAUGGGACGUGGAACUGUUGGAUCAGAUGAAGAACGAUUCAAAGUAUUUGAUCGAUCAAUUGAACUUGGAUGUACUUUUUUUGAUAGUGCUGAUAUAUAUGGCGAUAGUGAAGAUCUUUUAGGAAAAUAUUUUAAAAAAUAUCCUGAACAACGUAAAAAGGUAUUUCUUGCAACAAAAUUUGCAAAUAUUAUUUCGGCUGAUUUGAAAACUGUCUCUAUUCGUGGUGAUGUGGAAUAUGUUCGUCGAGCAAAUGAAAAAAGUUUAAAACGUCUUGGUCUUGAUUAUGUUGAUCUUUAUUAUGCACAUCGUAUUGAUAAAACUGUUCCAAUUGAAGAGACAGUAGGUGCAAUGAAAGAACUUGUUAAUGCUGGUAAAGUUAAAUAUCUUGGUUUAUCUGAAUGUUCAAGUGAUACACUUCGUCGCGCAUAUGCUGUUCAUCCAAUUGCUUGUGUACAAAUUGAAUAUUCACCAUUUAGUUUAGAUAUUGAACGAGAUGAAAUUGGUUUACUGAAAACAUGUCGUGAACUUGGUGUAGCUAUUGUUUGUUAUUCACCUUUGGGUCGUGGUGUACUUAGUGGACAAAUUAAAAGUCCAGAUGAUUUAGAAGAAGGUGAUUUUCGAAAAAUGUUACCGCGUUUUUCUAAAGAAAACUUUCCAAAAAACCUUGUACUAGUUAAUCAAUUAACAGCAUUGGCUAAAGAAAAAGAUUGUACUACCGGUCAAUUAACAUUGGCAUGGAUACUUGCUCAAGGUGAUGAUUUUAUUCCAAUACCUGGUACAUCAAAAAU